UCAUUUUUCUGGCUCCAUAUUUGUUAAAAAAAGUCAGAAACGUCACUGCGGUGUCCUGCUGCUGUCGCCACGCAACAUGAGCAGCAGGUGACGCAAUUAGGAAAUCCUCCGCGAGGCGAGACCGUCUCAUUUCAGUUCCGUUCUUGGACUUCUUGUGGCUACGUGCUUUGAAAAACAAGUCCUCGUUUUGACAGUAGCAAGUGUUUAGUACAAGGAAGGUUUGACAGAAAUUUGGUUUUCCUUGAUCGCUGUUUAGAAUUGGGGAACCAGUCGUGGCUGAGAUCCUGUGUUUGUGGUGCCGUGGUUGUUGGUUUGCAGCGUUCACAACGGGGAGGCGUUUUAGUGUGCUGUGAUGUGAGCAAGCACAAGUGAUUGCUGAGAUAGACGGAACGACUUACCCAGUUCUGAGUUGGAGAACGUGUGUGCUUUUGUUUCUGGAAGUUGAAUGCUGUUCAACCAGUUUCAGUCGUUUUGUGUUCGAAAAACUCAACCCCAUUCUGGAAAGAUUCACAAACAUCUUAGAUCUUCUCUUUAACAGAGGUGCUGAAGCGAUAUCAUCAUUAUUCAGGAAGUGAGUCAGUGCUGGAUGAUGGCGUCUGUUCAAAAGCUCCUCGUAGACUCACUGGAUGAUUUAGAUGAAGCUCAGCUGAAAAGGUUUCAGUGGCACCUGAAAACUGAUCAUAAGUUUCCAACUUCUGGACUGGAGAAAGCAGAUGUCUUAGAUACAGCAGAUAAGAUGGUGGAGCGUGAGAAACAAGAAGGAGCUGUGAAGAUCACACUGGACAUCCUGAGGAAGAUGAACCAGAACCAGCUGGCUGAAGAACUAGAGAACAAAUUCAAAGAAGCCCUGCCUUCUUCGCCAUGGCGUCCAGCCCUGCCUGCUCCGCCCUGGCGUUCAGCCCUGCCUGCCCCACCCUGGCUCCCUGCUCCGCCCUGGUGCUCUGCUGCCCCACAGCUGCUCAGCCCUGGUGUUCUGCCGGCCCGCUCUGCGCCGUGA
Molecule: messenger RNA, 997 nt
Organism: Triplophysa rosa
Lineage: Eukaryota; Metazoa; Chordata; Actinopteri; Cypriniformes; Nemacheilidae
Product: interferon-inducible protein AIM2-like
Exons: 6
Coding region: 587-997 (136 amino acids)
Source: RefSeq, a predicted model, not a curated record